CAGGCUGAGAGCUGCAAAGCUGCUGCUUGUGGCGAUCCAUAUCCGGCUGGAGCAAAGAAAAACAGGAUGAAGCUGCUGCGGGUGCUACCUCAAUGUUGUCUGCGCCUUGCUGAUUAGUCCAGGGGAGCAACAGCACGGAGAGAGCCCCGACACAGCGGCAGCUGAAAAAGCAGAAGCUCCCACAAGGCAGAUCCACCCCAGUCAUGAGCACCCUCUACUUGUGGGAUCAGCUGCGAGCCGGCAGCUCCGAGGUAGACUGGUGCGAAGAUAACUACACUAUCGUGCCCACGAUAGCCGAGUUCUACAACACGAUAAGCAACAUCUUGUUUUUUGUUUUACCACCCAUAUGUAUGUGCUUAUUUCGUCAAUAUGCAACCUGCUUCAACAGUGGAAUAUACUUAAUAUGGACUCUGCUAGUUGUUGUUGGCAUUGGAUCUGUCUAUUUCCAUGCUACACUCAGUUUCCUGGGUCAGAUGCUAGAUGAGCUGGCUAUUCUUUGGGUCCUGAUGUGUGCUCUGGCCAUGUGGUUCCCCAGAAGAUACCUCCCAAAAGUUUUUCGAAAUGACAGGGCAAGGUUUAAAGCUGCAGUCGGUGUCCUUUCUGGAGUUACUACAUGCCUGGCAUUCAUUAAGCCUGCUAUCAACAACAUCUCAUUAAUGACACUAGGUGUCCCCUGCACAGCUCUGCUUAUUGCUGAGUUGAAGAGGUGUGAAAAUUUGCGUGUGUACAAGCUGGGCCUCUUUUCAGGUCUUUGGUGGAUGUUAGCACUUUUCUGCUGGAUCAGUGACAAAGCAUUUUGUGAGAUCUGGUCUUCAUUUAACUUUCCGUAUUUGCACUGUGUAUGGCACAUCCUCAUUUGCCUUGCUGCUUAUCUAGGCUGUGUCUGUUUUGCCUACUUCGAUGCUGCCUCCGAGAUCCCUGAACAGGGCCCUGUCAUAAAGUUCUGGCCCAGUGAAAAAUGGGCUUUCAUUGGUGUCCCCUAUGUCACCCUCCUCUGCGCACAUAAGAAAUCACCUGUGAAGAUUACAUGAAAUCAAGCACCUAGUGGAGGGGACACAAUCUAUUUAUUUUUUCAUCACAGACUGUACUUAGGUCAAGGUAGUGGCUAGGGUUGUUUUUUCUGACUUCUAUGCAUAUGGUAUUCACAAGUGUUUUGUUAAUACAUAGUAAAAUAUGACCUUUCCUCACUUUUCUGGAGAGGAGGCCAGAAGGUUUAUUGUGGUGCUCCUGAACAUUUAUAUUAGAACUCUGUAUUGACACUGGUUGGGUUUGUUUUGCACUCUGUUUUUGAUGUAGCAUCCAUCAUGAUAUACCGGUAAUUCUUUCCAAAUAUCAAAGUUAAGGCUAUUUUUCAAGUUUGGCCAAAACUGCUGACUGUAAGAGACUGAUUCUCUUUUCAUGUUGGUUCUGCCAGAGCUCUAUUUAGUGAAGGAACAGUGAGGGGGACAAAGGUGCCUUUAAGCCAUCUUUGUGCCUCCUCUAUUCUGUGCCCAGCUCCGAGUAUACGUUAGAGCAAUCUUGAGCGUACUUUAAUUUGCACCUGGAUGCAUUUAGCCAUAAGUUGUCAUGGUGGUAUUCCAGUGAUGUUUUUUUCCAAAGUCAUGUCUCCACAUAUGGACUGCAGAGGGGGGUAGUGUAGAGCCAUUGUGGCAGCUCUGCACUGCAUGGGAAAUUCCCCAGUUGCUAAAUACAUUAGCAGAGCUGCAGAAGAGGAUGGCAACAAAGGAAAAUCGGACCCAGAAUUGUUACACUGGUAUAAAACAAGAGUAAAUGAGACAAGGAACAGGCCUUAAAUCCAAAUAAGAAAUUCAGGAACCCUAAAUUCCUAAUGUUUUCCUCAAACAGUUCAGAAUGGAAUGACGGUGUCUUUUGGCUAAAUUAUCUACAGGAUGCUAAUGAGUAUCAGCGAGUGUGGUGUGUAGCGGAACCUGGUAGCCAUUACAAACGUAUUUAAAAAUGUAUAUAUUCCCAAUAAGCAUAUGAAGAUGGUUAUAAAAAUCCCCUUCUAUCUCUGGGCUUAAACUUUACCACAUCUGGAGAAAAAAGAUUAAAGGGUGAGACUUUCAAAAGCAUUUGAUAUUGGCCUAACUGCUCCCACAAAAUUAUAUGGGAGUUGUACCAAUAACUUCAAUGGGAGCAGUGUUCAGCCAAUACUGAGCAGUUUUGAAAAUCCCACCCUAAACUAUUAACACUAAAAUUUGGAUUAAACUAUUAAUAAAUAAAACAAAACCUUAGACUCCAAGUCCAGUUGGUGAGAGUUGGUUUCUGACUAAAACCUUUCAAGUAGAAAUGAAGCAGUUGUAUCCUAAUGCCCUAGUAGUUGUAUUUAGUAAAGGUAAAUGACAACUUAAAAUCAUAUUUAGGGCCUGCAUGUCCUUCCAAUAAGCAGUGAAGUUUAAAACUUCAAUGAUUACAUUCUUUGAAGGAAUGUGUGGUAUAAUUUUUGCCAUUUGUAUCAACCUGUCUUGUAAAACAUUAGGGACAGUCCAAAGGGGUUGUAUCUGAAUCCAGUUUGGUUUUAAGGCUGCUGUUUGGUUUUGACUCCUAGUUAGGGCUAUGGUUGAAAGUCACUUGCACUGAAAUCUUGCAAGCUGUUUUCACAAGUUUUUAGGACAAAAUGAUGCAAGGAAGGAGUCACUGAUUUUCUGAGACUUCUACCAUCUUUAACUAUUGUGAUCAGCUGUUCUUGAGAGAGAAGGUCCUUGCUGUUUGAGAUUCAAAUCAAUACCAAAACUGUAGGGGUGGGGCUUCAAGGAAUUGGAUUUGAGGUUCUGGUUAUGACCUGCCUCUCUAAAAUAUUUAACUUCUAAGCAAUAUCUUACUUUGUCACCAAUACUAGGCACCAAUGUGAAAUAAUCUCUAAUGUAACAUAGAAAGUUCCCCUCCAUUUAAAAUAUAUAUUGCUACUUGCAGUGAUAAAAGUUGAUCCUUAGUUUUACAAUAUAUAUUUUGAAAAAUCAAACUGAAGUGCUCAUACAACAUUAGUUUAUUCCAGUUUGUUAAAUAUGCAAAUAUAAUAAUUGUUAUAGCUGUAAUAAUUAUGCUUUUCCAGUUAGCUGAGGCCUUUAUUGCUUUACUUGGGAUGAAUUUGGGAGUUGUGAAUGUUACCUAGAUUUGUCUGUAUAUAGCCUCAGGGAUAUUUCUGUUUUAACCUUAUUCUAACACCUAACACUUAAUUUGGAUUAGAUGGGAAGUGUGUUGUGUGGUUUUAGGAAGCAAGGCAUGGUAACUUACGACAAGUGUUCCAGAGCUCUUUGGUGGAACCAACUCUUCAAUAUCACAUACUGAGGGCCUGAUUCUUUGCUAUCUUAUAUCAGUGUUGGCUCCAUUGGUUUCAGUGGAGUCACUUCUGACUCACACCGGUGUAAGCAAGAGGAGAACUGGGUCCUGGAACUUUAAGCAUUCUCUUACACUUGGCUGCUGUGGUCACAGAAAUGUACUUUAUAACAGUUUUUACUUGAGAAUAUGCUACUGAGAGAUGAAAACCCAGAUCCUCUGCUAUGGAAUGGUGCAGCUCUUGUGGAGCAGAGCAAGGGAGGAUGUGCAAAGAUCUGCUCCCCCAGUGCUGGUCUGGAUGUAUGUUGGUCUGGCCCCCUGGUGUAGCUUAAGUCAGCUGGGUGUAGAGAAGCCUCAGCUAAACCCUGUAUCCCAACAGCAGGGAGGGGAAGGAGGGUGAAGGAGCCACUACCUUGGAUCUACAGCAGCAGAGGGUUCCCAUAUACGAGGCUGUACCUCCCUUUGUCAGCUAUGCUAGACUUAGGGCCAAAAUCUGCCUGUGGUGAAGUGAAUAUUGUACACUGGAGGGUCUGAUACAAAUAGUCCUGUAGAAAAACAUAGACCAUUUCAGCCCAAAUGCUACUGCGUUCUUUAUUACAGAAAUACAAAGGGAGGAAGCAUCCCCAAAGUCUGAAGAAAGUGAUAUGUCACACUAGAUUGAUCAGCCCUUCCCAUUUCAAGGGCCACUGUCUGUGCCAGAAUAAACACAUUCCUCUAUUUAUUAGAACAUGGUUCUAGAGGAAAGACAAAUAUAACACGGUAUGAACCAAAUCGUACUCUGCCCCAAUGAACACGUUAGUUUAAUUGGAAAAAUCAUUAGUGACUAAGGGGAUGAAAAGACACAGCCUGAUUCUUAACUGCCCUGCACCUUGUGUUAUUUCCACCAGUGCAAAGUGCUACCAAAGCACUACUAUCAAUGACCACAUGAGAUACAGGGCAGUUGAGAAGCAGACACCUUAAAGCCAUAAACUCUUUCCCCAUUAGUGACUCUUUCAAUCUUCUUAAAUUACAGUGGGGUUUUUUCUCUCUCUCUCCUUGCAGUUUUCAGAGUAGCAGCCGUGUUAGUCUGUAUCCACAAAAGGAACAGGAGUACUUGUGACACCUUAGAGACUAACAAAUUUAUUUGAGCAUAAACUUUCGUGGGCUAAAAUCCACUUCAUAUAUAUAUCCUCCUACUGUAUUUUCCACUACAUGCAUCCGAUGAAGUGGGUUUUAGCCCACAAAAGCUUAUGCUCAAAUAAAUUUGUUAGUCUCGAAGGUGCCACAAGUACUCCUGUUCUCCUUGCAGUAUAUAUCAUUUAGGCUGGGGGGAGGGGGGACGACCUCUUUUAAGCAGGUCCAAUCCUGUUCCCAUUAAAAUCCAUGGUAGAACACUAAUUGGUUUGCAGGAGCAGGGAGUUAUUUCCCUAUGUUUCAGAAGUAUAACAAAAACCAAGUAGAGGUGGAAUACCCAGAGGCCCAUAUUUUCAACAGCAUCCUUUGAUUUUUUUUUUUUUUUUUGGGGGGUGCCCAAUUUGAGGCACAUAGGGCUUGAUUUUCAGAGGUGUUGGGUGCCCAGAGCACUAGAUGAAAUCAGAGGGAGCUGCAGAACAUCUGACAAAUCACAUGCUAGCGGUUAGAUUUUGUGUGUCCCCUCUAAGAAGUGUAGCAGAUAACUCUGAAUCUAGGGGGAAGAUGAUUAAGGCAGCCUUAACUGUCUUUGCACUAUCCUGAUCCUUGGCUGCUCCAGGGACUGAAACGGCCCCCAGAAUAACUUAGACCCCCCAGGGCUAUGUAAGUCAUGUCAGACUCCCAUCACUGCCCUAUGGGUACAGCCCUACCAAAUUCACGGUCCAUUUUGGUCAAUUUCAUGAUCAUAGGAUUUAAAAAAUCGUAAAUUUCAUUAUUUUAGCUAUUUAAAUCUGAAAUUUCAUGGUGGUGUAAUUGUAGGGAUCCUAACCCAAAAAGGACAUGUGGGCCAGGUCACAAGGUUAUUGUAGGGAGAGUUGUGGUACUGCUACCCUUACUUCUGUGCUGCUGCAGGUGGCGAUGGUGCCUUCAGAGCUGGGUAGCUGGAGAGCGGUGGCUGCUGGCCGGGAGCCCAGCUCUGAAGGCAGAGCCGCCACCAAUAGGGAUCACAUAGUAUGGUUUGCCACCCUUACUUCUGCAGAGCUGGGUCCUCAGUCAGAAGCUGCCACUCUCUGGCCGCCCAGCUUUGAAGGCAGCAACGUAGAAGUAAAGGUGGCAUGGUAUGGUAUUGCCACCCUUCUGCGCUGCUGCUGGCGUGGCGCUGCCUCCAGAGCUGGGCGUCCAGCUGAUAGCCGCCGCUCUCUGGCCACCCAGCUCUGAAGGCAGCACAAAAGUAAGGGUGGCAAUACCAUGACCCACCGCUAAAAUAACCUUGUGACCUCCCUGCAACUCCCUUUUGGGUCAGGACCCCCAAUUUGAGAAACGCUGGUCUCCCCUGUGAAAUCUGUAUGGUAUAGGGAAAAAGAGCACACAAGACCAGAUUUCAUGGGGAGAGACCAGAUUUCACAAUCUGUGACGCAUUUUUCUCUGCCGUGAAUUUGGUAGGGCUCUACCUAUGGGUCACAGCACUACCUGGAAUCUUGACAGUAUAGCAUGUCAUGGCCCUGUCCUCCAGUUCACCCCUCCCACUCCUGGACCCACCCUCAGUACACCCCCUAUGUCACGGUUUGUGAGAGGAUCCUCACAGGGCAGCCUUAUGGCUGUCUUGUGCAGUGCUGCACUGGAGGAAACCUCGCUUAGCUGGAACUGGGGCUUUCAAGCUUCUUUAUGCCUGUCCAGUCCAUUAUACUCCGUGUAAAGGGGCCAGAGUGGGAGUGAGGAUUUCACCCUAGGUGUGUCAAUAUGGGCACCCCAGAACUAGGGUUCACAUUUUGCCAGUAACAUGUAAUAAAAACAAAUACAAAUCUGCUGUGGAACAAGAAGAAGUAAAAUUAGUGGUUUAGCAAUAUAAAGCGAAGAUGCUGUCUCAUACCAGCAGGCUUCACGCUAGCCUUUAGCUGAUAACAUAAACCACAUUUGUUAACACUGAUUGGCGUUAAGAUACAGAGUAUUUGUUAGUACUCAAAAUAACCAUGACAAUGCAAAUAAUUGUGAACACAUCAGAAUUAUAUGUAAAAUGUAUAGUACAUUCCCAUAAACUUAAAAAUAGGUGUUAAGCAUUUGGCGUUUCUGAAACGUAUUAAAGCCUGAAUAGAUAGAAAUGAGCAUAGAGACCACCCUCAAUCCUUAAAUUAAAUUCUGAAUUCAGUGGUUAGUGUUUUCCACCGAUAUGAUUUUUUCCCCUCAACAUUCUAGGCCAGAUCUGCAGCACUUCUUUGAGCAGCUUCAGCACGUAAUAAAGGACCAUGAAGCCAAUUUAGCUAGUUACUUGGGGAAUCCCUGGGUGAUAUAGAGCCAGUGACAGCUGCAUGCUUCUCAUCUUUGCACCCCAUUCCUAGGGAAAAGAGCAUGGGGUCAGUCACUGCACUCUGACUACCCAGCUGCUGGAAUGGCCCCUUAAGGCUGUGAAUAGCUGGGUACAAUUUAGAGCAGCACUGAACAUCUGGGCUGUUCUAUGUUGUGCUGUGGGUGGGUGUCUGAAUAGCACCAGGGAGGCACUAGGAUCAGGAAGACUCAAAAGACUUGUGAAUUCACAUUUGCCCUUCUCACAUCCCACCAAUCCUACACUAAGGCCAGCUCUGCCAGACAGGAGGACCAGACCCUCUGUGUUAGGUAGCCGGCAGCACAUUUCUGCAACUGUGGCCAAAGAAUGGCACUGGACUUCAGUUUGUAAGCAGAAUAGUUUAAUUAGAGGGUUGACUCUCCUGUUGACUAGGGACUCGUUCGUCUUCAGAUUAUGUGCAAUAACCUCUUUUUUUUGUAAAGACAAGUUAUAUUUCCUAUCUGUGUGCUAGAAUAAGGCCCCUUCCCCCCUCCC
This is a messenger RNA of Malaclemys terrapin pileata, 7201 nucleotides long. RefSeq names its product alkaline ceramidase 2 (gene ACER2). The record is from RefSeq and is a predicted model, not a curated record. NCBI's taxonomy places the organism in Eukaryota, Metazoa, Chordata, Testudines, Emydidae. Gene Ontology annotation, biological process: ceramide metabolic process. Gene Ontology annotation, molecular function: hydrolase activity, acting on carbon-nitrogen (but not peptide) bonds, in linear amides. The coding region runs from base 204 to 1031 and encodes 275 amino acids. Gene Ontology annotation, cellular component: membrane. The transcript is spliced from 6 exons.